AUGGGCAGUAGAUCGGAUCUGACGCCCGACAGCAGUGACGAGGAGAGCGGGGAGGCGUUCACCGACGGUGACUUCGACGACUCCGACGAGGGGGCCGUCGUAGAGCGCGCCGACAGCGUAAAGACGGCACAUGUGCCAGUCAACGAGACCUUGAACCGGGGUGCCGGCGCCACUAUCGAUAGAGCAGACGAAGAAAGCAGUGACGAUCCACAUCAUGCUAAAGACGUUGAUGCCGUUACUGGCACUGAAGCGUUAGAAAUGGCAAACGGCUCUCGAGCUAACGACACGGACGCUUAUGUGGAGCGAGACGUCGCGGACGCUAGAACAGACUCGCAGGACGAGAUCGGCCCGUCGAUAGUCGGGAUUCUCGGCGACCAGCACACCCAUGCAGAGCAGCGACUGGCGGCGCGGCGGGCUGCCCGCGCGGAGGCGCGCGAGAUCCGAAUGCGAGAGCUGGAGCGGCAACAGCGCGAGCAGGAGGACCAUGCGGACAAGGCGUUCGACAUGUACACAGAGACGGUGGGACGCCGUGGGGGUCGGCUAGCCGCUCUCAGUCCGUCCAUUCACUCGCCUCGGCGCAGCUCCGAGGACUCCGCCGAUGACGUCUUCAGCAUUAAGGACCUGAGGCACGAGCUGAAAGAGGUUGAGGAGAAGUUCCGGAAGGCGAUGAUCCUGAACGCGCAGCUGGACAACGACAAAGCGGCGCUCGGCUACCAGCUGGAGCUGCUCAAAGACAGGAUAGAGGAGUUGCAGGAGGAGUAUGCGCAGUUGCAGCGCGAGCACAGGGAGAAGUGCUCGGCCCACGAGCGUCUGAGGCGGGAGCACGCGUCGCUGGAGAGGGAGGUGGCCGCCGCGCGGGACGCGGUGAGGGCGCGCGACGCGGCCGCCGCCGAGGCGGGCUACGCCUACGUGGAGGCGCAGACGGCGGAGGGGGGCUUCGGCUCCGUGCCCCCCCUCGCGCUCGUCUCGCACCACUCGGAGCGGCUGCUGAACGACGCCGGCGAGGGCACGUUAGACGUGCGGCUGCAGCGGCUGGUGAGCUCGAAACAGGCGCUCGAGUCGGAGGUGCGCAAGCUGAAGCUCUGCCUCAACGAGGAGCGCGCGGCGCGGCAGAACGGCGUCGGGCCCCACCACGAUCGGGACCACGACGGCGAGCUGGAGGCGCUGCGCAAGUCUGUGGCGGAGGCGAAGGGGCGGGCGGCGCGCGCGGAGGCGGAGGCGGCGCUGCAGGCGGCGGCCGUGGCGCGCCUCGAGGCGCAGGUGGCCCGGCUGCGCGCGCGCCAGGACCACCAGGACGAGCACGAGGAGCAGCUCAAGCAGGAGCGCCGCCGGCUGCAGCGAGAGGCGAGGGAGGCCCUGAACCGAGUUGAGGAGUUGGAGACGGAGAACAGUCAUCUAACGAAGCGUCUGGACAAACUGAAGAACGCCAAGUCCGCCCUGCUGAAGGAGCUG
Messenger RNA from Iphiclides podalirius (scarce swallowtail), 1452 nucleotides. Lineage: Eukaryota; Metazoa; Arthropoda; Insecta; Lepidoptera; Papilionidae. The record is from the annotation of a GenBank genome assembly.